Molecule: messenger RNA, 2239 nt
Organism: Raphanus sativus (radish)
Lineage: Eukaryota; Viridiplantae; Streptophyta; Magnoliopsida; Brassicales; Brassicaceae
Product: L-type lectin-domain containing receptor kinase IV.4-like
Exons: 1
Coding region: 70-2100 (676 amino acids)
Biological process (GO): protein phosphorylation
Cellular component (GO): plasma membrane
Molecular function (GO): protein kinase activity; carbohydrate binding; ATP binding
Source: RefSeq, a predicted model, not a curated record
GUUGCAUCUCCUCCUUAUAAAAUAUUAUGCUCAAUUAUCUUAUACCUAACGCAAAAAUAAAAAUAAACAAUGAGAGCCAUGCUCCUCAAGCUACUCAAUAUCGUCUUCUUCUUCAGCGUACUUUCGCAAUCCCUACAAGCUUCUCCCCAAAACCUCGAGUUCACCUUCAAUGGCUUCUAUCCUCCACUGACUGACAUAUCCGUCCAAGGAAUUUCCAGCGUGACACCCAAAGGUGCCUUGAAACUAACCAACAUAACUUUCAUUGAAAGCGGUCACGCCUUCUAUAGCAAACCAAUCCGGUUCAGAGAUUCACCAAACGACACUGUUUCUUCAUUUUCAACAACAUUUGUCUUUGCUAUCCACCCUAUAGUCCAGAGCCUUGGCGCUGACGGCAUGGCCUUCGUCAUUGCUCCUAAGUUUAGCCUCCCAACUGCAGAUCCCAGCCAAGACCUAGGUCUCUUUAACAUCAUAAACAGCGGUAAUGAUAAACAUCAUGUAUUCGCUGUUGAAUUUGACACGGUCCACGAUCCCUUUGAUCCUGACGACAACCAUGUUGGGAUCGAUAUUAAUAGCUUGAAGUCAGUGAAAACUUCACCGGCUGGGUACUGGAACGAGAAUGAUCAGUUUAAUAAGCUGACUUUGGUGAGUGGUAAGCCGAUGCAGGUUUGGGUUGAUUACGAUGGCCGUACCCAUCAGAUCAAUGUAACAAUGGCUCCACUUAGGAAGGAAAAACCUAAAAUACCGCUUUUAUCCGUUGUCAGAGAUCUAUCCUCUUUACUUUUGCAAGAUAUGUUCAUAGGUUUCUCAUCUGCGACCGGUUCGAUUAUUGCAUCGGAACAUUUUGUUCUUGGGUGGAGUUUCCGAGUAAAGGGCGAAGCUCCGUUGUUGGCCAUAUGGAAACUUCCGAAGGUGGAGAAAACAGAUUGGAUGGCAUGGUUUACCCACUUGUUGGCUGCCCUCCUUAUAUUUGGCAUCUUUUGUACCAUCCUCCUAUUGGUUUGCUCGCCCAUAUGCCUCGUGCGCUGCAUCUUGAGGAGAAGGAGAAAGUACGCGGAGGUGAUCGAAGAUUGGGAAACAGAGUUCGCCAAGAACCGAAUGAAGUUCAAGGACUUAUACUAUGCCACCAAAGGAUUCAAAGAUAAUGGCCUUCUAGGAAGGGGAGGGUUUGGGAGUGUUUACAAAGGUGUCAUGCCGAAGACUCAGAAAGAGAUCGCCGUGAAAAAAGUCUCAAACAAAUCCCAACAAGGGCUAAAAGAGUUUGUGUCUGAGAUUGCGAGUAUCGGUCGAAUGAGUCAUCGAAACUUGGUCCCUCUCUUGGGUUAUUGCCGCCGGAAGGAUGAGCUUCUUCUGGUGUACGAUUACAUGCCUAAGGGAAGUUUAGACAAGUAUUUGCACAAUAGUCCGGAGGUAGCUCUCGACUGGAACCAGAGGAUUAAAAUCAUUAAAGGUGUGGCCUCUGCCUUGUUCUUUCUUCACGAGGAGUGGGAACAAGUGGUGAUUCACCGUGACAUCAAAUCUAGCAACGUAUUGUUAGAUGCUGAGUACAAUGGGAGACUUGGAGAUUUUGGUUUAGCUCGGUUGUGUGGUCACGGUACCGAUCCUGAAACCACGAACGUUGCAGGAACAUGGGGCUAUCUAGCCCCAGAUCACGUUAGGACAGGACGGGCCACAACCGCUACCGAUGUUUUUGCGUUUGGGGUGCUCUUACUAGAAGUGGCGUGCGGAAGACUUCCUAUCGAGGUUCAAGACAGCGUGAGUGGUGAGAGGGUGUUUCUCGUUGAUUGGGUUUUUCAGUUUUGGAUAGAUGGGAACAUAUUGGGUGCCAAGGAUCCGAAUCUAUGGUAUGAUUAUGAAGUAGGAGAGAUCGAAAUGGUAUUGAAGCUAGGUUUGUUGUGCUCACAGUCCGAACCAGAGAAUAUACCAACUAUGAGACAAGUGCUACAUUAUUUAAGGGGAGAUGUAACGUUACCAAAUCUGUCACCGUCGGACCUGCGUGGAAGCGAGAGAUUGUUGGGAAUUCCAGAAAUGGGAUUUAGUGAAUCAAGCUUGUCUACUGGUGGAUCUUCGAUUACUAACUCUCAACUGUCUGGUGGGAGGUGAGUUGUGAAUAUCUGUGUGUUUUGCGCAAUUUCACUUCAUAUGUAGAAAGAACUGAUCAUAAAUAUCUUAUAUAUUAAAAUAGAAGUUAUGACUUCUCUUGAUGUGUGAUUUUUUUUAAAAAUGGACCUAUUCCUAGAAA